Messenger RNA from Sceloporus undulatus (fence lizard), 3657 nucleotides. RefSeq names its product myozenin 2 (gene MYOZ2). Gene Ontology annotation, molecular function: actin binding; telethonin binding; FATZ binding. The record is from RefSeq and is a predicted model, not a curated record. The transcript has 6 exons. NCBI's taxonomy places the organism in Eukaryota, Metazoa, Chordata, Lepidosauria, Squamata, Phrynosomatidae. Bases 185 to 979 code for a protein of 264 amino acids. Gene Ontology annotation, cellular component: actin cytoskeleton; Z disc.
UUUUGAAGAGGGUCAGUCCCCAGUUUGUCUUGGUACUAGGCAUCAUGCAGACCCAAGAAGAAGCAUAGAAACCACUUGGGACCAGACAGGUCACCCCCAUUCAUAACAAACUCCAUAAACUUCAUCCAAACCAUCAGGAUCACUGUUCACCACAACAAUAAGAAAAUCACACCAGACUCCUGCAAUGCUAUCACAUGCUGACAUGGUCAAAGAGAGGAAGCAGCAAGCAUCCGCCAUCAUGAAGGAAAUCCAGAGAAAUGAAUCCCUUGGAAUGGACCUUGGAAAAAAGGUUAGCAUCCCCAGAGACAUCAUGCUGGAAGAAUUAUCAUUGCUUAGUAAUAGAGGAGCAAGGCUGUUUAAGAUGCGACAAAGGAGAUCCGACAAGUACACAUAUGAAAACCUUCAUUUUUUAACCAGCAAGCCAAGAAAUCGCAGUGAGAUCAUACAGUGUGUUCAACUGGAUACUAGUGGCAUGGAUGCUGGCCAGCAGCAUGCACCAGUAACACCUCCAAAUACACCUGAUCCACGCAGCCCACCAAAUCCUGAAACCAUUGCCCCAGGGUAUUCUGGACCAUUGAAGACAAUCCCGCCUGAGAAGUUCAACACCACAUCUGUGCCAAAGUACUAUCAAUCACCUUGGAUACAAGCUAUCAGCAAUGACCCUGAGCUAUUGGAGGCUUUGUACCCUAAAUUGUUUAAGCCAGAAGCAAAACCAGAGCUGCCUGACUUUAAGAGCUUUAACAGAGUUGCCACUCCUUUUGGUGGUUUUGAGAGAGCAUCAAAACUGGUUAAGUUCAAAGUUCCAGAUUUCAACUUUCUGCUACUAAAUGAUCCUCGAUUCAUGGUCCUUGCCAAUCCACUUUCUACCAGGAGGUGCUUCAACAGGACUCCUAAAGGAUGGACCUCUGAGAAUAUUCCCAUAAUGAUAUCUAUUCAACCAACGGAGGUCAAUGGUGUUCCAGAAACAGAUGAUCUGUGAAUAGAACAUGGAAUAGGCAUCACUCAUCCCUGCCAACAUGAUGGUAUUCUGAUCUCUAAACAAAUACUAUUUCUGUUCCAACAUGAAUUUUUAUCUAGCUGAAAUGUAAUAACAUCUAAUGCUGUAAUAUUUUUCUGAAGUUAAUUUUCUUCUGCAGAGCUAACACAAAUAAAAUAACAUGGUCAUUACCCUUCAAACACAUUUCUGAUCAUUUUAUUUCUAUCCAUUCUAACCCCUUCUCUUUCUAUUUUUAAAAGGAAAGUCUAAUUUAAACCAUUGCAUGUUUAUUUUGAGAGGGGGGAGUUAUGGUAAAAAUUACACCAAUGUUAUUAGUUGAUCAGUUCUGGAGUGGGCAAAUUUGCAUGCAGAAAUGUCAACAGAAACAUGGAAAAAUAAGUUGGAGUAUUGUUUCCAGUAAAAGAAUGUCAAUAUAUUAGAUAUAAUAGUGAAAUAAUGGUGAGAUCUGUUUCUACUAUAAAACUAUUGUAUUACUGGUGGUAAUUUUGUGUAGUAAGGGUCUCUAUAAGCAAAAGUAUUGCAGGCUGUACAUAAAAAUAACAAUAGCAAGGCAGAUGACUGUAUGCAUCCUCCUUAUGAAACUCUUCUGUUGUAUAUCCUGCAAACUGGUAGCAUUAAAAAAAAUCAAAAUAUAAUAUGAAUGGCACAAGAAUAGAUUGAAAGCCUAUAGAAGAGCAUUAGAUCACAUUUCAGGAUAACUUGCAAAUGCUCUGGUUACAUGUCCCAAGAAAAAUGUUGCUUACAACAUAGUAUCAUGUUGAAUCUCACCUGUGAACAGUUCUGUGUAUUGCUCUGGUCCUGGCUAAGGUCCAAAAUAUUUUUCCAUUUUCCAAUCACACAAUACACAACUAUGUGGCAAUACUCAAAAUAUAUGUGGUGGAUCCAGACUUAUCAUAGAUCCAGCUAGAUAUAACUAUCCAUCCAUAUACAUACAUGUAUGUGUGUCAUGUGAACACAUAGUUGUGUUAAUAACACAUACACAUAUGUAACAUCAUGUGUAAAUUAUUAAGAAAUGGCAUGCUUCUCUGAUCUGUAUGUUCAAAAGCAUUUUUGUUAUGACGGUGCUACACACUGAUGUAUCUACAAGAGAGAGUUGAUGAAGACCAGAUGUCAUAGAAAUGACACCAACAGAAUAAAAGCAUAUCCUGAGGCAUCCUUGAAGACAAGCAAAUUCAUUAUGACAAGUGUUGUCAUGGGCCAGCACCCACUUGACUAGAUGCAGUGAAGUGGGUCAUCUAAAACAGUAGAUACAUAUGCAUAUGUUGAACAGUCAGAAAAAGUGAUGAAAAACUUGUGAAUGAGAAAGACUAUGAAAAAGAAAACUUCUGAAAAAUAAUGUGAAAUAAGUGCAAAACAACUGAGAGACUAUGCUAUGAGAUAAUGAAAGUGAGGUCUCACUUCUCCCCACUUCUGAUGAGGUUGCCAUGACUUGGCACAUGUGAAUCUCUCUGCUGCAAGAUAUGGAAUCAGAAGUAUUAUGCUCCAAAUUCAGCACUUUCUUUAUUUGGAAGGAACACCAGGGACACUGCUGUGAGGAACACAGAAAUCUCCAUCAUCUGAGGACUCUUAAGCAGCCAGGCUGUAAACUGUUGGGAAAUAAAAGAAAGUUAAUGAGAAGAGUAGAGCAAAGAAUUCAAAUUUUGAGGACUUGCCCAAGGCCUUUGUAUCAUCAGUGGUGUAGUAAACGCUCAUGUGAUACAAAUUCUAGCCAUGUAAUGUUAAUAGGCCUGCUUUUUCCAAGAACCAAUUAUCCACUCAGAUUGCCAAGAAUGAGAAGAACGGCUCGAUUAGUUUCUAGUCCAUUCUUUGAUCCCUUUUCUAGGCCACGCUCUGUUUCUUCAAAGGUUGAUGUGUAUCUUGCUGCUUCCUUCCCAAACAAGACACUCAAAGUCUAUGCUGCUAUCUUCUCAAUCUGCCUCCUCCAGCAGAGUUCCAGUCUGAUUCUUGCUUUGCCUCCUACUGAUGCUAAUGACAUUUCCCUAUCUAACACUUGCCUUAAAUCUUCAGCCUUAAGAGCAUGGGUGGUACUCUAGAGAUUUUUAUACUUUAACUCUCAUCAGUCCUAAUCUUUAUAGGCAAUGAUGAGGAAUUAUGGGACUUGAUAGUCAGCAAUACCUUGACAGCCAUAGUUGCCCACUCCUAUUUUAAGGUUGAUUACAUUUCCUGUUCAAUCUUCGGUCCAUUAUAUACACAUGACUGUUCCUUCUUCAUACCUUGACCUGGACCACAACCUUUGCAUUUAUUUCAGAUUUGUUUCAUUUGUAACUUUCUAGAUGUGGCUUGCAUAAUCUUCCUCGUCUUUGAUUCUACACAUUCUAUCUGUCAUGCAGUCUAACAAAUGCAAACAGGGUGACUAUAAUGUUAUGUAGGAGCAAACAGCAUUUACUUCUGAAAAUCUUAUGUAUGCAAUCCAAUCCUACGCAUGCUUACACAGAAGUGAACCCUACUGAAUAUAGAGAGAAUGAAGCUAGAUUCCAUUGCAGAGAUUAGUCCACCUAUCUGGCAAUAUGUCUCACUAAACUCAGUGGAACACAGUUCUAAAUUUUCUAGAAUUUGGUUAUAAAUGAUAUAUUUAUUUGAGCAAGUGAUGGACAACAGGAAAAUUUUGAAGUUCAAGUUAAGUGUACUCCAUGUACAAAAUUUCUUUUAAAAGAACAGGG